AUGAAGAAAUACUCACUACCAGAUGAACAAAUUAUUAAACUAGCUUGGGGAAUCUUAAGACACUAUAUUCCAGUAGAAAUACAAAAGAUGCUAAUUGACGAAAUCAAGAAAAUCCAAAUUGAACACAAGCCAAAACAAGAACCAACUCCAGAGAAAAAGCAAGUAUCGUUUUCUGAUAUACGAAAGCCUAAAGCAAACCAAAUCCCACGUCCCAAAUGUUGUGCUGAUAUUGCAUCAUUUUUUGGUAAAAAAUAG
Molecule: messenger RNA, 255 nt
Organism: Trichomonas vaginalis G3
Lineage: Eukaryota; Parabasalia; Trichomonadida; Trichomonadidae
Exons: 1
Coding region: 1-255 (84 amino acids)
Source: RefSeq, a predicted model, not a curated record